Messenger RNA from Chelonoidis abingdonii (Abingdon island giant tortoise), 2453 nucleotides. The record is from RefSeq and is a predicted model, not a curated record. Lineage: Eukaryota; Metazoa; Chordata; Testudines; Testudinidae.
CUGCGGUGGAACCAACAUUUCUGGAGAUUCGACAGGGCCAGGGUCGAAGCAUCACUAUGAGUUGCCGGGUGCUGAGAGCAUAUCCAACUCGGGUUCUGACGUAUGAGUGGAGACUGGGCAACAAGUUGCUGCGGACUGGUCAGUUUGACGCUCAUGAUUCUACAGAGUACAUAGUGAGCAGCCUUUCCAGGGACAGUUAUGGGAUUUACAAUUGUAACAUCAUCAAUGAAGCCGGGGCGGGCCGAUGCAGCUUCCUUGUUACAGGCAAAGCCUAUGCCCCGGAGUUCUACUAUGACACCUACAGCCCCCUCUGGCAGAACAGACCCCGGGUUUACUCCUACAGUCUGCAGUGGACUCAAAUGAACCCAGAUGCUGUGGACCGCAUCCUCGCAUACCGUUUAGGGAUUAGACAGGCUGGACAACAGCGUUGGUGGGAACAGGAGAUCACGGUAAACGGAAACAUUCAGAAAGGAGAGUUAAUUACAUACAACCUGACUGAACUGAUCAAGCCAGAGGCCUAUGAAGUCCGCCUAACUCCCAUCACCAGAUUUGGGGAGGGAGAUUCAACCAUUCGUGUCAUCAAAUAUAGUGCUCCAGUCAAUCCUCACUUAAGAGAGUUUCACUGUGGAUUUGAAGACGGCAACAUAUGUCUAUUCACUCAAGAUGAUACGGAUAAUUUUGACUGGACGAAACAAAGCACUGCCACCAGGGACACAAAAUAUACCCCAAACACUGGACCCAACGCAGACCGAAGUGGCUCCAAAGAAGGUUUCUACAUGUACAUUGAAACAUCACGCCCAAGGCUGGAAGGAGAAAAGGCCAGACUUCUUAGUCCUGUUUUCAGUGUAGCCCCUAAAAACCCUUAUGGAGUCACCAACACAGCGUAUUGUUUUAGUUUCUACUAUCACAUGUACGGACAGCAUAUAGGAAGCUUGAAUGUUUAUCUGCGGUUAAAGGGACAGACCACAAUAGAAAAUCCAGUAUGGUCUUCAAGUGGGAAUAAGGGACAACACUGGAACCAGGCCCGGGUUAAUAUACACCCCACCACUUCAUUUCAGCUCAUUUUUGAAGGGAUCCGAGGUCCUGGCAUAGAAGGUGAUAUUGCUAUUGAUGAUGUAUCAAUUGUGGAAGGAGAGUGUAUGAAAGCAGACCAGCCAGCCAACAAUUUACGAGCAGGUGCUGUUGGGACAUUAGCACAUAUAUGGCUUUUUCCAGUGAUCCUCCUCAUGUCUGUCUUAAGUCAUCAAAGGUGACCUUAUCCUGGCAGAGGCUAUGAAAGAUUCACCAGGCAUUGGCAUGAAGAAAGAGUCUUUGUAAAAUGGACAUUUAAAAACAAACUACCAAAGAUUCCUCCACUGACUGACUCAAAACAUUAAAAUAAAUAAAUAAAAAUUAAAUAAAAAAAGCACUGGGGAUAAAAGGCAUCAUGGGAGCGUAACUGACUCUGAACCACAUAUGAAAAGCAAUCUGGCGUAAAAGAGACCUUCAGGUGCUUUUGUGGUCUAUAAGAAACACGGCAUCAUCUGGUUGAACUCUGAAAAAAGGACCUAUAGAAAUCCUUGUCAAAGCACAAAGUCAUGGCUGGUUUUGUUUCAAAUGAAUAGUUUGCUUGUUACCAUGGAAACCUAAUGGCCUGCCAAAAAAAGAGAGAGAGAAACAGCACCUCACUGUAAACAGGGUAUAUGAAGAGCUGGCGUUUAUUUUCCCUUCAAGAAGGUUUUUAGUCUAGAAUUAAAUAAAUGUAGGCCCUUUCACCUUGGGGUGUCACCUCCCCUAGAGAAUAACCCUCCAUCAAAGAUGGUUAAGACAUUUAUGUUUCAUUUUCUCAUGGCUAUGCUAGAGAACUGUAUGCUGUCUCCUUUUGCAUGCAUUACUAUCCAGGGUGUGUACUGGGCUUACAUAUGACACAGGCUUAUCCGAGUUUGCUUGCAGCCACUUCAACACCUUUCCUCCCCGACUAAGUCAUCUGUUCUAAUGAAGUGAAGAAACCAAACCACCGUCUUUUAUAAAUUGCCAUGGAAACCAAGUGCCUUCAAUGAAACAAGCCUGAUUAAAAAACAAACAAAAUCAACACAGAAGCUUGCACUGCUAAAAAUGUGGUUUGUGCAAACUAUUUUCUAAACAAACCACAGAGCAUAAGUGUGCAAACAGCAGGCAAGGAAACAAGAGCCGCUUCUGGAGAAGGAUGGACCUAAGUUGCUGCGUAAGACCCUUUCAGACGAGAUGUUCCAGACAGCCAUGGCCUUUCAGCUUAUUAUCCAUUAGAAAAUAGCUUCCAUUGGUCCUGGAGAUGGGAGCAGCACUUUUUUUUUGCCAGAUGAUCAAGUGGGUCAACCAGAGAAAAAGGUUGUUAAGAUGUACUUAGCUCAGCAGGCGGUAAAACACAAAAGGGAUUUUCUUACUCUAACCUCCAUUUGAAAAGAAAUUGGCCCGAGCUUUAGAGAGAUGAGAAG